AAAUACUCAAAAAUCUGUCAAAACUUGAAAUUGAUAAAUAAAUAUUACUUUAAUUUCAUUGUUAUUUAAUGAAUUUAAUUCUUUUUGACAUUUUAUUAGUUGAAUAGAAAAUAAUUUAAAAAAAUAUAUUAUUAAGAAAAUAUUAUGUCAAGUGUUAUAAGUGUCGUGAAGUCGUGAUGAUUUAACCACCAAAUGAUUACAUCAAUUUUUUAGAAAUAAAAUUACAAAUUCUAUAUAUUUUCAAGAAUGGCACCUCCACCUGUAGUUACUGGAAUAUCACCCAAGGAAGGUCCACCAGGAACUCGUGUCACUGUUCGAGGAGAAUUUUUAGGAAAUAAAAGUCAAGAUCUUAUAGGUCUAACAAUUUGCGGCUGCGACUGUCUUCUCUCGGCAGAAUGGAAAUCGUCAAACAAAAUAAUAGCAAGAUCGGGACCAUGCAAAGGUCGUGGGGAUAUAAUAGUAACAACACGAAGUGGAGGUCAAGGCACGUCAACAGUGCAAUUUCGUGGAUAUCAUGAAACAAUUGGUCCAAUGAAAGAAUCUGCAGUUUGGGUUGAAGAAGCUCCUGUUCAAAGUUUUGUUUGGGGAAGACGAGCUCUUUCUCCCACAAAUUAUCAACAGGAAGAUCCACUGGGAUUGAGUGUCGAAGGAAAUGAGAAAAAAUUCCCGGAAGACGAACUUAUUGAAUUAUUUGGAGAUAGAACUGGUGAGUUAACUAGUGAAAAAUUUCAUCCCGGAUGGUUUCUUUUGCAAUAUCAUCAUGCAACAACGUUGGAUGAUUUAAAAGCCGGUUUAGCUUAUUUACGUCGCAAAGUUCAUUCACAAAAAGAAGGUCAAUUAUCUUUUCUAAAGGCAAAUGUUCGUUCUGUAAUGGAACAACUCGAUACAAUAAUGUUUCUUAAGGAACAAUUUGAGACUGAUGUGAAAAAAUAUGGUGAAAAUCCAAUGGAAAAAUUGGAAAAUGCAAUAAAAGAAUCAAUGUCCGAGGCAAAUAAAUUGUUUGAUGAUGUUCUUGCACGAAGAGAUAGAGCGGAUUCAACACGUAAUGCAUUGGCACUAAUGCAACGUUAUCGUUUUCUUUUUUGUAUGCCAGUUAAUAUUGAAAAAAAUAUUAAACAAGGCAACUAUGAUCUUGUGAUAAAUGAUUAUGCGAGAGUGAAAAAUCUCUUUAAAAAUACUGAGGUUGAAGUUUUUAAAAAAGUAUUAGCCGAAAUUGAAAGUAGAAUUGAAACAUUAAGGGAUAUUUUGAGAAAAAAACUCGAUGAAGUACCAUUCACAUUGGAGGAGCAAAAGAAAAUUAUUCGAAAUCUUGUUAGUCUUGAGGCUGAAGGUGAUCCUGCUUGGGACGCAAUAGUAUCGCAUGCAUCCUAUUUGGAGAAGAGCGUAAAAUUGUGUGUUGAAGAAUGUUUUGAGGCAGAAAGUGAAGAAUUAAAACAAUUGAAAUCCAAUGCAACAACACCAAUGUCAAUGAAGCAAUUAUUGAGAACAAAUAAAAAUGAUAAAAAUAGUAUUUCAUUGAGAGUUCAAUGCAUUGAAGCAAUUUGUGAAAUUAUUACCGAACAACUUCCCGAUCUUUGGCGUUUAGGACAAAGUUAUUUUACCGGACAACUUCAUGUUAGUGUUAAUGCUGAAAAACAAGGACCAUUUAAAAAUUUAGUUUUAUCGAGUAUUCAACAUGCUGUAAAUGCAAUGAAAACUGCGUACAGUACGAAAGUUGAUGCUCCUUGGCUUUUGCACAGUCUUCGAUGUAUACGUCAAAUGUACGCUUCUUUAAUUCAUUUAGAUUUGCCGAGCGAUGCUCUCGAUAUUUUUGGAAAUUUCAUAUUUGAUUUGAGAAUGCUGUGUUUAGCAUCUUUAUUUAGACAAACGGCGGAAAAUAUUUUAGCUUUACAGCGCAAAGAAAUUUGGCAAGUUGAAUAUUUAAAUGAAGACGGUGGAAUAACAAAAUUGCCGUCAUUAUUUGAAAAAAUGGUAAUGGAAGUUUCUAAAUUGGCACGAGAAACUGCAGUUGCUUGUGGACCAAGAGAAGCGCUUCUAUUGGCAAAUUUAUCGCAACAAGAAUUAUAUUACAAUUUUAUAAAAUCACUCUUCACGACAUUUACACGAUGUCUUCGACAAUUGGCUUUUAGUGGCAGUGAAGAAGCAUUGGAAGAAGAAAUUUCAUCAGUUUCACAACUUGUUAGCUCGCCCAUUGCUUAUAGAAUCAGGGAUAGUAAGCAACACGGUCCGACUUGGGAGCAGUGUUUGUUAAUAUCAUUGAGUAAUAUUCGCUAUACGUUGAAAACAAUAUUGCCACGCGUUGAGGAAAAUUUGAAAACACUAGGAUAUCCUGAUUUAUCAAUGGCCACUGGUUGGAAUUCUGAUUGGACACAAUUAGAGACACUUGAUACUGCUGUUUUGGAAGCGUAUUUAGAACGACGUUGCGAUCCACUUGUUGGUACAAUAGAGCCAAGUAUGUAUUUAGGUGAUUUAGAAUGGGAUUCAUUUUUGGAGCCAACGCAUGCUCGACCCUAUGCACAGGAGGCGCUUGCUAAUUUAAUUGCAGUUCAUGCGGAGGUUCGACGUGUCUCUCCAGGAUUAUUAAAUAGAGUUUUAUCGCACAUUGUCGAGACAAUUGCCGAAGAAUUAAAUCGAUUGAUGUCUUGUGUAACUCGUUUUAGUCCAUCGGGAAUUAUUCAAGCUCGUACAGAUAUUUAUAUGCUUUCAAAGGCUUUUGAACCAUAUAUAACUCCAAAGGCAAAAGUUUUCUUGGAAGAGGCAUUAGAAGCAAUUCCACAACCAGCCAAUCAGGAGGAUUUGUUGCGAAUAAAAUCAUUAUCAUCAAAAAUUUCAACGUCAAUGAAACUUCAACUUUAUUGUCUUGCCGAUCCAACGUUUACGAAAAAAAAUUUAGAAGAAAAAAUCACAGAAUCAAUAACAACAAUUGUGUAAAUAUAUAAAUAAAAUUGUACAAAUUUAACAAUAUAUAUAUAUAUAUAUAGUUAUAAAUAAAGAGAAAAAUUAUUUUCA
This is a messenger RNA of Leptopilina boulardi, 3009 nucleotides long. It is a transcript of the gene Sec5, whose product is annotated as exocyst complex component 2. Gene Ontology annotation, cellular component: exocyst. Bases 247 to 2931 code for a protein of 894 amino acids. NCBI's taxonomy places the organism in Eukaryota, Metazoa, Arthropoda, Insecta, Hymenoptera, Figitidae. The transcript has 11 exons. The record is from RefSeq and is a predicted model, not a curated record. Gene Ontology annotation, biological process: Golgi to plasma membrane transport; exocytosis.